Messenger RNA from Phoenix dactylifera (date palm), 1960 nucleotides. RefSeq lists its product as uncharacterized. The record is from RefSeq and is a predicted model, not a curated record. Gene Ontology annotation, cellular component: Golgi apparatus. Lineage: Eukaryota; Viridiplantae; Streptophyta; Magnoliopsida; Arecales; Arecaceae.
CAAAAGAGAAUUUGGCUGCGAAAUACAAGCAUCUCUAUUUUUGACCUCGAUCCAGAUCCUAAUCCAAUCUCAUAGAUGCUGCCAUGCAGGGCAUUUUUGUUCGAAAAUCAAAUACGAAAUUUUGAUCGGGUCGGAUUCGGAUCAGUCCUACUAUUCGGUUCGCCGUGGACGGGCGGCAUGGAAAGAGGUGACGCGAUCUCUCUGUGAAACAAAGAAGAGCCGAGACCGCCUUUGGUCCCUACUGUUCGCUGCUCGCUGCUCGCAUGGCGAUCUCUCGGAUCCCCAAGAGUAAGCGGAGGCCCAGAUCCCCCAUUCUUCUCCUCGCGAUCUCCGUCGUAGCCCUUGUUCUCUUCUUUGUCCUCUUCUCCUCCUCGAUCCCCACCUCGGGGCUCUCCUUCUCCUCUCCCGGUGCUUCGGAUGCGGCGGAGAGGGAGAGGACGAACGGGCUGGAGAGGAAGUACUUGUACUGGGGGAGUCGGAUCGACUGCCCCGGGAAGCACUGCCACUCGUGCGCCGGCUUGGGACAUCAGGAAUCCAGCCUCAGAUGCGCCCUCGAAGAGGCCCUCUUCCUUCAAAGAGUUUUUGUGAUGCCUUCAAGGAUUUGCAUUAACCCAACACAUAAUAAGAAGGGGAUACUCCACCACUCUAGCAAUGAAAGUUCAGAGGAAAGAGUUUUUGUUAAAAUUUGUAAUCUGAAGUUCUUUCAAAUCUUCAAUAGAUGGGCAGCAAAUUCUUGUGCGAUGGACUCUUUGUAUGACCUGGAUCUCAUUUCAAAUACAGUACCAGUUAUUAUGGACAAUUCAAAGAUGUGGCACAGGAUACUGUCAACAAGUAUGAAGUUAGGAGUAAGGGGGCUGGCCCAUGUUCAAGGAGUAAGCAGGGUUGAUCUCAAAGAAAAUAGUCUUUACUCAAAUGCCUUGCUAAUAAACCGCACUGCUAGUCCUCUUUCAUGGUUUAUGGAGUGCAAGGGUCGAACCAAUCGCAGCUCUGUUUUGCUGCCAUAUUCAUUUCUCCCAAUGAUGGCAGCCAGAAAAUUAAGAGAUGCAGCAGAUAUGAUUAAAGGGCUACUUGGUAACUAUGAUGCUAUUCAUGUGCGCCGAGGGGAUAAGAUAAAAACCAGAAAAGACGGACAUGGAGUGGUGCGAAGCCUUCAUCCACAUCUUGACAGAGAUACUCGCCCUGAAUUUAUUCAGCAGAGAAUUGCAAAAUGGAUUCCACCAGGACGCACUCUCUUCAUUGCUUCAAAUGAGAGAGUACCUGGUUUCUUUUCGCCUCUUUCUGCUAGAUAUAAGUUGGCAUACUCAUCAAACUUUAGUUACAUUUUGGACCCUGUGAUCCAGAACAAUUAUCAGUUGUUUAUGUUAGAAAGAUUGAUUUUGGUGGGUGCAAAAACCUUUGUUAAGACAUUUAAAGAAGAUGAGAAGGAUCUCAGCCUUACGGAUGACCCUAAGAAGAAUAUUAAGAACUGGCAAAUUCCCGUUUAUACUAUGGAUGGUGAGGGAAGCUAGAGUGCAUUCAAGGUAGCUUGUAUUUCAGCACAUGAUGGUUUUUUUUUUCCAAUGCUUGUUCUACCGUGGAAGAGCAAACAUGAUAUUGCAGAAUCUGAAUCUGCUCUUAAAGUUCAAAUCCAUCGAAAGGCCUUCUAACUCAAAGAGUAUACUUCACAUUGCAAAUCAGUAAAGGGUACCCAUGGUUGAAAUUGUCUGGAAGAAGCUAUAUAGUUUUUCUCGCCGAUGUUCUAAAAAAAAGUUAUAGAAAAGCAAUUGGAGUGGUUUGUGGCCGAUGGGGCUAUUAUGAUUGAAUUAUCGCAUUAUAGAGUAUGCGAGGCAGAUUUGUUUUUUAAUGGUGAAUUAAUGAUUGUAUUGAAAAUGAUCAUAGCAGUGUGCUUUUGUGCUUACAGAAUCAGAUUCCUCCCUUUUUGUGAUGCAUUGGUGAAUGUACUAUGGUUCUUUCUCAGCAA